AUGGCAGGCGAUGAAACGAAAGCUACAAUGACAGUAGAAGAAGCAAUAAAAGAAAUACGAUCGAUGCAGCUGCAACAUGACUCCGAUAUCAAAACAACAGGAGAAUCAAUCCAGAAAAUUCAAGCCAAAAUUGCCACUAGCAACGAUGAAACUAACAAAAAAAUGAAAGAAGAGUUUCAGAAUAUCAACGAACAAUUAACAUCUCAAAUAACAUCAAUCCAUGCUCAAGUUAACACGACAUUAACAAAUCUUAAACAAGAAAUGGCCAAAUUCAUGGUCGAAGAAAUUCAAAAACUUAACAGCGAAAAACAGACGGUAAGAGUCGAAUCAAACGACUCAUUGACAACGUUGAUAAAAGAAAUAAAAGAAAUGAAGCGCGACAUAGCUGAUAUUAGAAACGUACAAUCAAAUGACGAUCAUGUACAACAGCUCGACAGCCAUCCAAAUGGUGUGUUGUUCUCAUCAACAUCCAAACAAUUUCAACAAGAUCAAAACACGCCAUCCACAACAUUAAAUAACGAUGUAUUAUCCAUUCACUCAAACUCAUCGAUUCUUAACAAUAACCGACCACAGACAGUAUUUCUUCCCACUUCAACAAAUGCACCUGUUUUUCAUGGAAAGCCAACAGAUCGUCCGUGGCAAUUUCUCAUUCGCAUCGAAGAAUAUACAGAAACGGUUCACAUGUGGGGAGAAGACUUAUUAUUACGUGGAAUAUCACAAUUUUUAAAAGAUACAGCACUAGAUUGGUACUGCCAAUUACGUAGCUGUAACUGUCUACCAAGAACAUGGGCAGAAUUCAAACAGGCAUUCGUUAAGCAAUUUAAUUCCCCAAUUAGAAUUGCACAAAAAAUUCAAGAAUGGAAAGAAUGUAAACAAAACCAGGAUGAAACAAUGAAUGAAUUUAUUAUACGUUUACGAGCCUUAUGGAUCGAACAGUUUCCUCUAGAAACAGAAACUGACCUAAUCAAGCACCUUUUCUGCAAAAUGCGGCCCGAUAUAUUAAACAUCAUGGGAUGUCCAAAGAUUAAUUCUUUACAAGAAAUCUUAACCGAAGCACAAAGAGUCGAAGAAAUUAUUUAUCAUCGUCAAAAACAAUAUAAUACAGGUAAACGAACAUUUUCAAACUCAAAUUACAAUAAUAAUAAUAACUACUAUAAAAACAACAAUUCCAUACCUAAACCAAACGACUGGUCACAAACAAACAAUAACGGUGCAUAUAAAAAUGAUCGUCAACAAACUCAAGGAAAUCAAGAAAGUCAACAACAAAAGGUGUGCUAUUACUGUGGCAAAUAUAAUCACCAAUCACGCGACUGCUGGUACAAGAAACAAAGCAGCACCGUCGACUCCGAUCAAACAACAUCAACUUCAAAAAACGAAUAG
Messenger RNA from Adineta ricciae, 1380 nucleotides. The record is from the annotation of a GenBank genome assembly. Lineage: Eukaryota; Metazoa; Rotifera; Eurotatoria; Adinetida; Adinetidae.